GGGCGCAUGCGCGGACACCGGAGCGAGCUCACGCUGACAGAAGGCGCUGCUUUGACAUGAUACGACAAGGGGGUGAAACUGGGAGACGAUAACCAGUAUUUAGUUUUAAUUAUUACAUUGUUUCCCCCUUAAUGAGGCGAGCUUCCUUUUCGGGGUGAAGACACACAUCCCAUGUCACAUCAGAAUCCGUAAUUUACCUCAUAUUAGAAUAGCUAGGUAUCUUCCCACAGGUUCUCCAUCACAGGAAGAUUAUCUUCCAGGACCAAACAAUUUUUGAGAAAUAGAUAAAAAAUAUCCCGUUUCCUGACAUUCCCACGCACUGUUAUGCAUUUUUCCGUUAGAAAAUUCCUCCUGACACCAGUCAAUUCCAAAUAGUUCACUAGUGAAUGUAUGGCGCACUUUAUUCAAAGCAUUCCUACCACUUGAUAACACUCUCAAUUGAGAAUCCGAGUUAAUACCAGAUACAUGUUCUCUGUCUCACACCGCUAUAGUUUUUAAUGCUAAGACCCUAACUCACUGUGCCUCUCUGGAGACUGGUUCACUUGUAAGUCCUAACCCUCAGCUCUAUCAGCCGAUCCAGAGCACACAAAGAUUUAAGGCGAUAGACACCUAGCGUCUAUCGAUUCAAACGCCGAUUCAAUGGCGACGUGUCGCACAGUCCCUGUUCUCACCCUCACCGUUAGCUGAGAUUCGAAAGCUCAUUGAUUUCCAUCCAGACAGUCACCCUGGCGGAUCCCCAGCAGCCCCGGGAAACCAUGGCGUCCUCGGUGCGUUUCACUGUGACGCCGACCAAAGCCGAGGACGUCCCAGGCCUGUCGGAUGCAUCGCCCGACACGGGCUCACGAGAAAGUGCUCGAGUCCGCUUCGGCUCACGAGAGAGCGUCGACAACAGCGAAGAAACGCCAGACCGAAGCCACACAGAACACGAUGGAAAUUCAAAGAUCUCCAAUGUGUACAUCAAUAACAGUCACACCGUUGACGACGAUGAUUUCUAUGACAGAAACCUGGCGCUGUUCGAGGAAGAGAUGGACACUCGCCCGAAGGUUUCCUCACUUCUCUCACGUCUGGUCAACUACACAAACAUCACACAAGGUGCCCGAGAGCAUGAGGAGGCCGAAAGCAUCGGAGAGAAGCGGAAAUCUAUCAAAUCUCCUCAGAUGGGCACUUUCAUGGGCGUAUACUUGCCUUGCCUGCAAAAUAUAUUCGGUGUUAUCCUCUUCCUCCGACUCACAUGGGUCGUGGGCACGGCCGGAGUUCUGCAGGCUUUGUGUAUCGUCUUCAUCUGCUGUUGUUGUACCAUGCUGACUGCUAUUUCAAUGAGUGCUAUUGCCACUAAUGGAGUGGUACCAGCCGGGGGUUCAUAUUUUAUGAUCUCACGAUCGUUGGGCCCAGAGUUUGGAGGUGCAGUUGGUUUGUGUUUUUACCUCGGUACCACCUUCGCUGGGUCCAUGUACAUCCUUGGAGCCGUCGAAAUCUUGCUGAUGUAUAUAGCGCCAUCAGCUGCCAUCUUUUACUCCCAUCAGCCCGAGGGCGAAGCGGCAGCUAUGUUAAACAACAUGCGUGUGUACGGCUCCAUCUUCUUGGUGUUGAUGUCACUUCUGGUGUUUGUGGGAGUCAAAUACGUGAACAAGUUGGCGUCGCUCUUUUUGGCCUGCGUCAUCAUCUCUAUCGUCUCCAUCUAUACCGGUGCUCUGGUCUCUGCCUUCAGUCCACCUUCCUUCCCAGUGUGCAUGCUGGGAAACCGGAGCAUCUCUAGACACGAGCUUCAUGACGACCUGUGCGCGAAAACCAUCCUGAUCGAAUCUAAAAUCAACAUUAACGAAAGCUUCAAUGGCACAGAAGCCCCUCCUAUUUCCCAAUUAAUCGAGAAGACGACCGAUCUAUGGUUGCGUUUUUGUAAUUCGUCCAAGCCGAACUCAGCGUGUGAUGAGUAUUUCACUCAUAACAACGUCACUGAAAUCGAAGGCAUACCGGGACUCGCUAGUGGAGUGAUAGCAGAGAACAUUUGGAGUUCAUACCAUAGUAAAGGAGAUCUUCUGGAGCGAGGGUCAAACCCCACCCCCAGCUCGGCCUCUACAUACUCCAGCCACCACCUUCCAUAUGUUUUUGUUGAUAUCACCACAUGCUUUACACUGUUGGUGGGAAUCUUCUUCCCGUCUGUGACAGGUAUCAUGGCCGGCUCAAAUCGGUCAGGGGAUCUAAAGGACGCUCAGCGCUCUAUUCCAAUUGGAACUAUACUAGCUAUUGUCACCACCUCCCUCGUCUAUCUGAGCAGCGUGGUGCUGUUUGGGGCCUGCGUGGAGGGGGUGCUUCUCCGAGACAAGUUUGGAGACUCUGUGAAAGGGAACUUGGUUGUAGGCACACUCGCUUGGCCUUCUCCAUGGGUCAUUGUGAUUGGCUCUUUUUUCUCGACAUGUGGCGCAGGCCUUCAGUCACUGACUGGCGCUCCAAGAUUGCUCCAGGCCAUAGCUAAAGAUAACAUCGUCCCGUUCCUCAGAGUGUUUGGUCACGGUAAAGCUAACGGAGAGCCUACAUGGGCUCUGCUGCUGACUGCCUUCAUCGCUGAACUGGGCAUCCUCAUCGCUUCGCUGGAUUUGGUCGCCCCUAUUCUGUCCAUGUUUUUCCUGAUGUGUUAUCUGUUUGUGAAUUUGGCAUGUGCUCUUCAGACUUUGCUGAGAACCCCUAACUGGAGACCUCGUUUUUCCUAUUAUCACUGGACGCUCUCAUUUUUAGGGAUGGUCAUCUGCCUGGCGCUAAUGUUUAUUUCAUCAUGGUACUACGCAAUCGCUGCCAUGGUGAUCGCCGGCAUGAUUUAUAAGUACAUUGAGUAUCACGGGGCUGAAAAAGAGUGGGGGGAUGGAAUUAGAGGUCUCUCUCUGAGUGCAGCUCGUUUCGCCCUGCUUAGACUCGAGGAGGGGCAACCACACACCAAGAACUGGAGGCCUCAGCUGCUGGUCUUGCUGAAGCUAGAUGAAGACGCUCAUGUUAAGUCCCCACGCCUACUGACUUUUGCCUCUCAGCUGAAGGCUGGAAAAGGUUUAACCAUCGUGGGCACUGUCAUCAGCGGAAACUUCCUUUACACUUACGGGGAAUCACUCGCUGCAGAACAGACACUGAAGCACCUGAUGGAGAAAGAGCGGGUGAAAGGAUUUGUGCAGUGUAUCGUGGCCCAGAAGCCUCGCGAAGGCAUCAGCCACAUGAUCCAGUCAAGCGGCCUGGGCGGCAUGCAGCCGAACACGGUGGUUAUGGGUUGGCCACACGCCUGGAGACAAAGUGAAGAUCCGCAAAGUUGGAAGACCUUCAUCAACACUGUGCGCUUGACGACCGCAGCCCACCUGGCUCUUCUAGUGCCCAAAAACAUCUCACUCUUUCCCACAAACAGUGAACCGUAUACAGAGGGUUACAUCGAUGUGUGGUGGAUCGUACAUGAUGGAGGCAUGCUCAUGCUCUUGCCUUUCCUCCUGCGGCAACACAAGGUUUGGCGUAAAUGCGGGAUGCGCAUCUUCACGGUGGCUCAGAUGGAAGAUAACUCCAUUCAGAUGAAAAAGGACCUGGCUACCUUCCUCUACCACCUGCGUAUAGAGGCUGAAGUCGAGGUUGUAGAGAUGCAUGACAGUGAUAUCAGUGCAUAUACAUAUGAAAGAACUCUGAUGAUGGAACAGCGAUCUCAGAUGCUCCGCCAGAUGCGCCUCUCCAAAUCAGACCGAGACAGAGAGGCACAGCUGGUAAAGGAUAGGAACUCAAUGCUGCGCCUGACAAGCAUCGGCUCGGACGACGACGACGACACAGACGGAGCUGGUGGGACAGAAAAAGUGGGCGGAGCCUCGGAAUACAGACGUGUCCACAUGACCUGGACUAAAGAUAAGGCCCUGGAAUUGCGUGCACAAGCACACUUUCCCUCCGGCUGCAGCACCCCUGAGGGCUUUAGAGACAUGCUCAGUAUUCGACCGGAUCAUUCCAACGUGCGGCGCAUGCACACGGCCGUGAAACUCAACGAGGUCAUCGUAAAUAAAUCUCACGAUGCCCGGCUGGUCCUGCUCAACAUGCCAGGACCACCCAGGAACCCAGAUGGUGAUGAAAACUAUAUGGAGUUUCUGGAGGUUCUGACCGAAGGCCUGGAGCGUGUCCUGUUGGUCAGGGGUGGAGGAAGUGAGGUCAUCACCAUUUAUUCUUGAUUGCCAUCGAAAGUAAUUUAACUGACGAUUAAAUGAACUGUUAAGCAGAAGGCGGCACGACUGAUGCAUCACCGGCUUUGUCUCAAUCAUGCUCCGCCUACUCCAUCAAGCCCCACUCACCAUCCACAUCAGGCUGUGCUCACCAGCACCAAUUCUUUAUUUCCAAUGGCUAUGAGUGUGUGUAGAAGCGCUAGGAUUCGAACCAACUGAAGAGCAGCGCACACACACACAAACACACAUUACACAUAUAUUAAACAGUGGGACAGUGAGUGUGUUCCAUGGAUUGACUCAGGGGUUGUUCUAGUAGAUGGACCUUGAAUGUGUGUUUGUGUGUGUGUGUGUGUGUGUGUGUGUGUGUGUGUGUGUGUGUGUGUGUGUGGUAUUGUUAGGACAGUUUUUUCUGUGUUCCAGCUUGAAUGAAUAUUGUGAAGGCAUUGUUUCAGCUUUGUGUUUGUAUUCGAUGUGGGAUGAAGGUGUGACAAUUCAGAGAUGAGUUUUUUCGAGCAAUAUGACGCAGGCAUCGUUGCACAUUUUGUCAGUGUUUCAGCAUGCUAUUUUAAUGUUGUUUAUUAAUGUGCUUGCAUGUUAUCGUGGAUGGACAAGAGAUCCAUUUUAGGGCCCUUUAAUUUUUAUUAUUAUUAUUAUAAUUAUUAUUUUCUUGAAAAAACUACAAUGUUUUGUCCAGAAUUUCCAAUAAAAUUCCUGCGCUCUUUUUUAUUCUGUCCCUAGUAGGAUGAUUGCUGAAAUGCUUGAGCCUGACUAGCAGGGAAACACACGCUGAAGACAUGUUUCAUUCUGGCCACUAGGUGUCACUAUUGGGUUGUUUUAAUGAGAUCGACACACUCGUAAAGAUUGUAUUUGUGCUCAUUGCUCUCCUUUUGACCUCCGUGAAGAUCAUCUGCUCCAAGCAGAGUUUUCGGAGUGUUUUAAAGCAAAACAUUGUUCUUUUGCAAAUAAUGUUUUUCAUGUGCAGAGAUGCCACACGUCUUUUUUUCUCUUUUACUUUCAACAUUUACAUUGCAUUCAUAUUUCAGAAUAAAAUGGUUGAUGAGACGGAAAUAAACUGAUUUUGAAAGAAA
Silurus meridionalis is the source of this 5254-nucleotide messenger RNA. RefSeq names its product solute carrier family 12 member 6-like. Lineage: Eukaryota; Metazoa; Chordata; Actinopteri; Siluriformes; Siluridae. The record is from RefSeq and is a predicted model, not a curated record. Bases 756 to 4175 code for a protein of 1139 amino acids. Gene Ontology annotation, biological process: chloride transmembrane transport; potassium ion homeostasis; cell volume homeostasis. The transcript is spliced from 25 exons. Gene Ontology annotation, cellular component: membrane. Gene Ontology annotation, molecular function: potassium:chloride symporter activity.